UUUUUUGUUUAUUCAAUAACUAUGUCUUCUUUUCUAGGUUAGAUUUAGAUUGCACCUUUAUACCAUAGAUAAAACAUAGCCCACCAGCAAUAGAGGCCACUGAUUUAGUCAGGAGGAUGCGAGGUUUUAUCAAAACAAACAGCAAGACACUAUUUAACCUUUAACACAGCAUAGUACCAUAUGUUUUAUCUAUGAUAGUACCAAUUAAAACUCUACCCUAGUCUAUAGUGUGGUGACAUGGAGUAAAAAUCAAACAGUUCAUAAUUCACUGUUUUUGGGCAGGCUUAAGUAUUUACUUACAUCUAAUGGAAUUUACUGAACCGCUACCGCCACUUAGGAAUCUCUCCGACCAAAACUGAUUGCAUUUUUGGAUUCAGCGUUAAAAAUACUGUUUGGCCAACUUUUAUCUAAAAGUAAACAUUCAUUAAAUGAAUAAUAGGCUAAAAUAUAAUAAAUUUGAACAAUUAAUGAACAAUGGCAGAAAAUGCUGCUCAUAUAACAUCAUCUCUCCAAGCCAAACCAUCAAUCUUUGAAGUAAUAGCACAGGAAUCCUUAUCUGAACUUCUUUAUCCAUCUUUUAAAAUCAUCACCCAGUUUCUUGCUACAAAAAAUCCACCAAAGUACAGCUGGUUAAACGAAUGGUGUGAAGAGGUAUUUUUAGCACUACAUAGCAUCGUCCAACUUCAUUACUUAAACACCAAAGAUGCAUCUUUUGCUGAGUCAUUUUAUGGAAUUUACCGAGUUGAGGGGAACUGCAAAAUGUCAACAAAGACUAGGUGUUGGUCUCUAUUUUGUCUUGUAGGUUUACCUUACCUUGCUCGAAAGACUGAAAAAUAUGUAUCCACCCUCCAAAACCAGAAGUUGUCAUAUUGCCACAAGACUGUGUUGGUCACUUGGAAGACUGUAUCACUUGUACAGUUCUUGAUGUAUCUGACAGGUCGGGCAACUGCUCAUUCUCCUCUUCUAACUUUAGUCAAUCUCAACCUUCAAUAUAUCCCUGAACAGCCUCAAGUAUCCAUGACUUGGACAGAUUGCUUCUCACACCCAAAGGCAUGUAUGAGGAUGGUCAGUAAUGGUCUAACUCAGGGACUGGAGGUUGGAGCUUUCUUUCUGCAAUGUCUUCAGUGGUGGCAUUCUGACGAAUCCAGUGGCAAACUAGCAUCUACUGUCGUACCUCCCCCACCACCUGUGACCUGUGCUGUAGAGGACUCACCCUUUACCUUGUGUCCUGUUUGCCAUCAAAAGUGUCAUAUUGAAACAGCACUUGCCUCAUCUGGGUACGUUUUUUGCUUCCGAUGCAUAAGAGAAGCUAUUUCAGCCAAUCAGCAGUGUCCUGUUACAGGUUUACCAUCUACUCUAGAUCAAUUAGUUAGAUUGUAUCCAUCCACUGAUACUUGAACACAAUAUGCUCCAAGAACAGUGUGUAAGGGAACCAGGCCAGAUAUUCAAGUACACUGGAUGCACAAAUGGGGCAAACCUCAGAAGACCUUAGAAUACUGUUUAAAGAUGCAUGAUAAUAACACUUUUCACCACACUAUGAUGUUUUUGGCUGUAUUACAUACGUUAAUUGGUGGCUGAAAGUUACGUUUUGCUGGCCAUGCCAGCUGUCAUCGUAAUUUGGGGACCGAGCAGGUUUUUACAGGCCGGGGCCGCAAAAUCAGCUGUCCGCUUACUUACUUAAAACAUGAAUGCAUUUUAAAUACACAAUCAAAAUCCAUAGCAUUGCAAUAGAAUUGUGUUAUUGUCACCGUUGCCUAGCAACUAUAUAUAUUUUUAUUUUUGCUGAUUCCUCAAAUUAUUUCUUCACAUAACCUUAUAGUUGUAGUUGUGUUGACUAUCAGUGUGCAUUAUUACAGUGGUGAAUAGUGGUAAUAGGGUAAAGUGUGGUGAAAAAUAGCGUUCGUACCACGGACCGAAAUGGUUUUGCAGCUCUCGAUCGAUUUAAGUUCUCGACUUCGUCUCGAACUUAAAAACUAUCUCGAGCCGGCAAAACCUCAUUUUCGGCCCUAGGUACGAAAUAUACUAUUGAAUAAUAAAAGAACAAUUCAUUCUUGAAUUAUUGUAUACCAAUCCGGUACUAAUAGCUUCAAUAUUUGGCUCAUCAUACUUUGAUGGUAAUGGUUCUGGGUCCUUGUUCUACAUUCCUUUCAAUAAAUUUUGGUUGAUAAAAAGGUAUAGAAUUUAUAUUUUAUUAUUUUUAUGUGAUAUAGUAAUUUAGGUAUGUAUUAAAAUAUUUUAAAAUCUAA
Molecule: messenger RNA, 2246 nt
Organism: Macrosteles quadrilineatus (aster leafhopper)
Lineage: Eukaryota; Metazoa; Arthropoda; Insecta; Hemiptera; Cicadellidae
Gene: Pex12
Product: peroxisome assembly protein 12
Exons: 9
Coding region: 475-1398 (307 amino acids)
Biological process (GO): protein monoubiquitination; protein import into peroxisome matrix
Cellular component (GO): peroxisomal membrane; peroxisomal importomer complex
Molecular function (GO): protein binding; zinc ion binding; ubiquitin-protein transferase activity
Source: RefSeq, a predicted model, not a curated record